AUAAACAAACAAGCCAACUUGUCGGGCGCGCAUUUUGAAUCUGUCGAGGAAGGGAUCUCCUUGGACCAGGAGCACUUAUCAAUAAUCACAAAAGAAUACUGGGCGAAAAUCAGGCUCGGUACAGGCAAUGGAUGGGCCACCAGCGAUGUUGCUCAAUGGUUCGCCAAACAGCUUUCCCACGAUAGGCACCCCAGAGCCGAGCACACCAACGCGAUCACCUACAACACCUCCCAUGCGUGGAAUCAAGCGACCGAAUACUCCUCCUGCUCCCGCGCACGGCGCGCUUCUUGAGGAGUAUCUACCAUAUCAUUCUAUGAGCCCAUCUCGCAAGGCGGGGAGCUCAUUCGCCUCCGCUGCCACAGACGAUACAAAUCCUUCGUCUUCUACUGUGAAGUCAACUCCACGUCGUGCUGCUGGCAAACGAGCGCGUUACGAGCAUCUCGCAUCGCCACCCUGCUCGCCUUUGCGCAAGGCGGACCGCAUUACACCGCCCGCUCCCAACACCCCGCGUCGGGCCGUGAACGACACUAACGGCACUGCCGACAAUAUUCACUUGCGCUCCGACGCCGAUCAUCCUCAUCGUUCUUUGCUCUCUGGAGCAACAUAUGACGUCUUGGAUAUGCUGCCGACGCCCUCGAAGACACCGCUUAAGAAGCGCGCAAAGCACUCGGGCUGGGGAUUUCAACCCGAGAAUCCCAAUGAUGCCAUGCCAAAACCGCGCAAAAUCAAAACUGAAAUACUCCGUCACCAGUCAGACGAACACGACUUCGGGUUGUACGAUGCAAAUGCAGAUUCGAGCAUCGCCAACAAUGGGGAAAUCGAUAUUUUUACCGACACAAAUGCUCGCGUACCCGAAGUGGAUGUGUCUGGCGAAAACCCGUUCAUGAGCGCAAGACACAGUGCAACUGCUGCGACAACGCGCCGCUUAACACGCAGCCAGAAAACCGAGGAGCAGCUGGUUGAGGAAGCCAGCAUGGAGGAAGCAGUUGCCAGGGGCGAAGGAAUGGUUUUUACAUUUCGGGGAAAGAAGGUCUUCCGUCCUUACGACGAUGCCUCUCAUCAGUCCGUCGAGCAGAGUCUCGAGCAGCGAAACUUGCGACGCGCAGCUGGUGUCACCUCUGAACGCCCAUUCACACGAAGUCAAAUUCAACCCCGUCGGCUUUUUACUUCAGCGACAGAUGAUGUCGAUACGGAGGCAGAUACAGACAUCGAAAGCGAGCAGAUCGGCGCGUCAUCUUCACACGCUCAGUCGCAAUCGUCACACACCGGGCACGAAAUUCCUAAAACUCCCAUGAAGUCUCGUGCAGGCCUCGACACUCCGCCAGCUACAGUUACUCGUUCUAGCAGACGACUCAACCAACAACUCGCGGCGAUCUCUGAGAAUCACGAUGCGGCAUCUGAACGCGUCGUCGAAGAGUCAGAGACCUCGCCUGUGCGGACCAAGCCUAGGCGCCCCAAUCCCUUCGACUCGUGGCAGCGGACUAAGAGUCGCACUUCUACAGGUGCAGCUAAGCGCGGCGCCGAUUUGUCGGAGGCAGGGUCGUCGGGUUCCUUUGAGAAGCGCACGAGGGCCAGCGAGCGUCGCAUCGACGCUACCACGCCCUGAGCCGCAUGUGCAAGUUUGAUUGGAAUGAAAUCUCAUUUUUGAAGGCCAGUGGCCAAAUUUAUGAGGAUUGUAUGAUACCCUACGGCGUUGGACGAGCAUGUCGCCUGCAUUGCAGGCUUUCCUUUCCCGAUGGGCUUGCUUUGAAAA
Molecule: messenger RNA, 1753 nt
Organism: Dissoconium aciculare CBS 342.82
Lineage: Eukaryota; Fungi; Ascomycota; Dothideomycetes; Mycosphaerellales; Dissoconiaceae
Exons: 2
Coding region: 128-1606 (492 amino acids)
Source: RefSeq, a predicted model, not a curated record